CUUCAGUCUUGAGGAGGGCCUUAAGACUUCAUGCCAUUCAAAACAGGUAUGAGUUCUACUACUUGCAUAAUGACAGUAAAAGGAUUACAGUUCAGUGUAGAUAUAGAUGUGGCUGUGAGUUCAAUAGCUACACUUGUAGAAUGCCUGCUUGUACAUGUGUGGGGGGGGUAAAGUGUCAGUUCAAGGUGUUUGCAUCAAAACUUGUUAAGCAGCAAACUUGGCAAAUCAAAACCUUGAAUUUAGACCAUUCCUGCUUCAGAGUAAAGAAGAACAAGAUGCUUACUGCUGAAUACAUAGCAGAGAGGUAUUUAGAAGAGUUUAGGAGUAACCCUGGUUGGAGAAUUAAGGAGAUUAGGGCUAGGAUUUUGAAUGAUUUAGGAGUUGAUGUGAGUUACUAUAAGGCAUGGCUAGCUAGGUGUAGGGCAAAACUACUGAUAUUUGGUUCAGCUAGGGAGCAGUAUGCUAGGGUGUGGGAUUAUGGGAAAGCUGUGAUGAAGUACAACCCUGGUUCAGGGUGCAAUGUUGUUGUUGAUGGUAUUGACAGGCCAGAGCCACCAUUGUUCAUGAGGAUGUUCAUCUGUUUAAGGCCAUUGAGAGAUGGAUUUGCAAAGGGUUGUAGGCCUUUAAUAGGGUUGGAUGGUUGUCACCUCAAGGGUGCCUUUCCUGGGCAAAUUCUGGUGGCAGUUGCUAAGGAUGGGAAUAACAACUUGUUUCCUCUAGCUUGGGCCACAGUGGAGAUUGAAAACCAGGAAACUUGGGGUUGGUUCUUGGAAUCCCUUAUGUCAAUGUUCACACAUGAUCAAGGAGCUGGGCUGACCAUCAUGUCUGACAGGCAAAAGGGUUUGAUUAAAGCAAUGGCUGAUGUUAUUCCCAAAGCUGAGCAAAGGUUUUGUGUGAGGCAUAUUUGGGCUAACUUCAAGCUCAACUUCACUGGAUCAACCUUUAAGGAGCUGUUUUGGAGAGCAGCUAGGGCCACCACCAUUUUUGAGCAUGAAAUUGCCAUGGAGUCUAUCAAAUUCCUCGAUGAAGAGGCAUAUGAGUAUUUAAUCAACAUUCCUCCCCACCAUUGGUCUAGACAUGCAUUCACACCAAACUGCAAGUCCAACAUGUUGUUGAACAACAUGUGUGAGACUUUCAAUGCAGUCAUUAGGCCUGCCAGAGAUAAACCUAUCCUCACCCAAAUGGAAUGGAUGAGGAGGUAUAUUAUGAACAGGAAUAAUGAAAAGUGGGAGGAUUCAAAAACAAUUACACACAACUUAGUGCCAUAUGUGAGGCAUGUUCUGGGGAGGAUAGACUUUGUGGCUAGGUCCUGUGUGGUGCAGCCAUCCAGAGGGAAUACAUUUGAGGUGCAGCUGAAGGAUGACCAGGUGUUGGUUGAUUUGGACAAGGAGACCUGCACAUGUUACCAUUGGGAACUCACUGGCAUUCCAUGUGUUCAUGCUUAUGCCUGCAUAUUGGAUAUGAGGGGUGACAUAGAGGCUGUUGUUGACCCAUACUAUACCAUGGACACAUACAGGUCUGCUUAUGAACCAGCUGUCCAACCAAUGCCUGGCCCAAAGCACUGGGAGACAGUCAGAAUGAGGGAACCACUACCCCCUUCUGUUAAGGUGCAACCUGGGAGACCAAAGAGCAAAAAAAGGAAGCUUGAGCCAGGAGAAUGUUCUUCUUCAGGUGGUCAGGCAAGUACCAAGAGGAAGAAGCAAUGCAGCAACUGUGGGGGAUAUAGGCAUUAUGCCAAGACUUGCAAAGUACCUGCUGCACCAGCUACAGAGCUGAUAAAGUCAGCAGGCAGACCCCCACUGAACACUCCUUGGAUGGUGGAGGAGAGGAAGAAGAAAGAGAUUAGGGCUGCUAAAAAGAGUGCAAUUGGGGCUGGACCAAACAGCAUAGGAAACAAAAAGUUUCCUCAAGAGCAAGAAGGUUGUCUGCCAUUCAGCAAGCGCCCACAGCCACAGUCUUCCUCAGCUAAGCAUUCCUCAGCUCAGCCAUCCUCUAGUCAGCCAUCCUCAGCUCAGCCUUCCUCAAGUCAGCCUGCCUCAAGCCAACCAAAAAGAAAGACAAGGUCUUCCUCAAGUCAGCCUACAACAGCCACAGGUGUUGUAACAAGGGCCAGGCUGCAAUCCCUCAACAACCUUACUCAGUGAUGUACUCAUGCUGGAUAUCAAACAUUAUGUCUGUUGAACAAUUUCAAACUUUUAUUAUGUACUCAUGACUGGUUAUGUAACUUGCUAGUUUUUUAGUGGCUUCCCUUAACAAAUUUGAACAAUUAGAUAUUGAAUUGUAAUGGUUGCAUGGCUUUGAUUGCCAUUGAAACAUGUUGAAGUAA
Chenopodium quinoa (quinoa) is the source of this 2326-nucleotide messenger RNA. RefSeq lists its product as uncharacterized. Gene Ontology annotation, biological process: DNA transposition. The record is from RefSeq and is a predicted model, not a curated record. The transcript has 4 exons. Gene Ontology annotation, molecular function: DNA binding; transposase activity; zinc ion binding. Lineage: Eukaryota; Viridiplantae; Streptophyta; Magnoliopsida; Caryophyllales; Amaranthaceae. Bases 141 to 2144 code for a protein of 667 amino acids.